Entrophospora sp. SA101 is the source of this 402-nucleotide messenger RNA. NCBI's taxonomy places the organism in Eukaryota, Fungi, Glomeromycota, Glomeromycetes, Entrophosporales, Entrophosporaceae. The record is from the annotation of a GenBank genome assembly.
AGAAAUCAUGGUGAUAAUAAUGAAGACACUGAGACUAACAUUAACAAUAAUGAAAUAGUUGAAAUUACUCAAACAAAUAAUGUUAUAAUGCCAACAGUUGAAACAUAUCAACCAAUUGAUAACAAUCAAAAUAACCAAUCAUUAAAUAAUAUUCAUAGAAAGGAUGAGCUAGUUAUCAUUCCUAUGCAAGAACAAGAAAUUAUUAUUACUGCUUCAGAGGAUGAGCCAGCUACCAUUCCAACUAUAUUUGCCCAUCAAAACUCAAAAGGAAAAUGGACAAAUCAAGAAGUAGGUAUCCUUUUGAAAUUUGUUUUGGAUAAAAAAGUUAAUACUGAAAGAAUUAAACAAUUGGGGAUUCAUAGAACAAAUGCAAUAUCCAAUAAGGCAAGAUUAAUGAAAUAA